AUGGAUUCUUAUCCAUUUUCUUCUCACUCAAAGUUUGUUGAACUACUUAGUCAACAAACUCUUUCGUUUGGUAACAAUGAAGAUAGUGUUGAACUAUCUUCAUCACAAGUUCCAUUUCAAAGCAGUCUUGGGACCGAUGCUUCAAACUAUGGGGGAGACACUGCGGCGGAGCGUAAAGGAAGACGCAAAUGGACACCAACGGAUGACGUGGUCCUGAUCAGUUCAUGGUUAAACACGAGCAAGGAUCCAGUGGUUGGGAACGAGCAAAAAUCCUUCGGUUUUUGGAAAAGAAUAGCUGCCUACUUCGCUGCUAGUCCUCUGGUUGCUGGCUGUGAAGAGAGAGAGCCAAGCCAUUGCAAGCAACGAUGGCACAGGAUCAAUGACCUUGUGUCAAAGUUCUGUGGCUCGUGCGAAGCGACUACUAGAGAGAAAACGAGCAGCCAGAACGAGACUGAUGUUCUCAAGCUUGCUCAUCAAAUCUUCUACAACAACUACAAGCAGAGAUUCACUCUUGAACACGCUUGGAAGGAACUGCGCCACGACCAGAAGUGGUGCGAGCUUGCUACUUCUAAAACCGAAGGGAGCUCGAAGAAGAGGAAGUGUGAGGACGGUGCUGAUUCCUCAAGCUCUCAAGCAACUUGCCCCAAGCGUUCCCCGGGUGUGAAGGCCGCAAAGAUGAGUGCUAAGAAGCCGGUGGUAGAUGAGCAGACGAUGAAUGGGUUCCAGACGAUGUGGACAAUCAAACAGCAGGAUUUGGCCGCCAAAUCAAUGUUGUGUAAGAUGAGUCUCCUUGAAGGUUCACGGGUCUUUGGAGUCAAAAUCAAAAGAAAGAGUUCACGGGUCCUUGGAGUCUUCUAA
This is a messenger RNA of Brassica oleracea var. oleracea, 858 nucleotides long. Its product is annotated as glutathione S-transferase T3-like. The coding region runs from base 1 to 858 and encodes 285 amino acids. The transcript is spliced from 2 exons. The record is from RefSeq and is a predicted model, not a curated record. Lineage: Eukaryota; Viridiplantae; Streptophyta; Magnoliopsida; Brassicales; Brassicaceae.